AGGCAACAGGGCGGGCGGCCUUGUCAGCCCGUACCGCAUCACAGGCUACACUAUGAGCUCGUUACAGGGCGCCUCGUUUAGCAUUGGCAGCAGCGCGGGGACUGUGACGUCCGCCACCGGCUCCACAGUGAUCCAGUUCUCGCGCACAACUGGCACGGGGUCCAUUCCCAUCAAGAUGAGUGGCGUCAGCCGUCUCAUCUGGGCUCACUCCAACUCCAACUCCAAGACCCUUGCUUUCCACGGCGGUGCUGAUGGUAGCAUGUCAGUGGACUUUUCCUGCGCCACUGCCCCGUCGUCCGGCGGCGGCGGGGGCGAUGAUAAUGGCGAGGGGUAGAGGGCAUACGCUGCACAGCACAGUGCAGCACACACCACACAAUGCUCACUGGGAGUUGUGCAUGGUGGAUAUGAGUUGGUGGUGGUGGCGAUUAUCAGGAGGGUUGAGAAGGGGAGGUGUGAGUCUAGUAGUGUAGACGUAAGUAGCAGGCUGGACCACAGGCAUCUUUUGGAGUUGUGUGUGCGAGAGGCUCCACUGCACAGCACAGCCUAAAAGAUGGUUGUGAUGCCUUGCCCUGUAUGCCAUAGAUGAGUUGCACUGUUUGCUGGUUUCCAACCGUGAUGUAUAAGUUUUAUUUGUAAAAG
Messenger RNA from Closterium sp. NIES-67, 639 nucleotides. Lineage: Eukaryota; Viridiplantae; Streptophyta; Zygnematophyceae; Desmidiales; Closteriaceae. The record is from the annotation of a GenBank genome assembly.